Rhinolophus ferrumequinum (greater horseshoe bat) is the source of this 2477-nucleotide messenger RNA. RefSeq names its product ATP binding cassette subfamily F member 2 (gene ABCF2). The record is from RefSeq and is a predicted model, not a curated record. NCBI's taxonomy places the organism in Eukaryota, Metazoa, Chordata, Mammalia, Chiroptera, Rhinolophidae. The transcript is spliced from 15 exons. The coding region runs from base 198 to 2018 and encodes 606 amino acids. Gene Ontology annotation, molecular function: ATP hydrolysis activity; ATP binding.
CCUUGUCCGCCACGACUCGAGGACAACACUUCCCAGGAGUCUGCAGGGCGGCGCGCCAAGAGCCGCGCGAAGCCGUGAUUGGCUGGUGAGCCGGCCGCACGCGGAGGAGCCCAAGAAGCAGCUCUGUUGCGACAGUGGCCGAGCGGCGAGGCCCAGCUCCCUGAAAGAACAGUAACCUACCCCUGUGGUCCAUCACCAUGCCCUCUGACCUGGCCAAGAAGAAGGCAGCCAAAAAGAAGGAGGCUGCCAAAGCCCGACAGCGGCCCAGGAAGGGACAUGAAGAAAACGGAGAUGCUGUCACAGAACCACAGGUGGCCGAGGAGAAAACUGAUGAAGUCAAUGGACAAGAGACCACAGAAGUGGAUGUGCUGACCAAGGAGCUAGAGGACUUUGAGAUGAAAAAGGCUGCUGCUCGAGCUGUCACUGGCGUCCUCGCCUCUCACCCCAACAGCACCGAUGUCCACAUUAUCAACCUCUCCCUCACCUUCCAUGGUCAAGAGCUGCUCAGUGACACGAAACUGGAGUUAAACUCAGGCCGUCGUUACGGCCUCAUUGGCUUAAAUGGAAUUGGAAAGUCCAUGCUGCUCUCUGCCAUUGGGAAACGCGAGGUGCCCAUCCCUGAGCACAUUGACAUCUACCACCUGACGCGGGAGAUGCCCCCGAGUGACAAGACGCCCUUGCAGUGUGUGAUGGAGGUCGACACAGAGCGGGCCAUGCUGGAGAGGGAGGCUGAGCGGCUGGCUCACGAGGACGCGGAAUGUGAGAAGCUCAUGGAGCUGUACGAGCGUCUGGAGGAGCUGGAUGCCGACAAGGCGGAGAUGAGGGCCUCCCGGAUCCUGCACGGACUGGGUUUCACACCUGCCAUGCAGCGCAAGAAAUUAAAAGACUUCAUGCUGCUCCUGGAUGAGCCCACCAACCACCUUGACCUGGACGCUUGUGUGUGGUUGGAAGAAGAACUCAAGACCUUUAAGCGCAUCCUGGUCCUCGUCUCCCACUCCCAGGACUUUCUCAACGGCGUCUGUACCAACAUCAUCCACAUGCACAACAAGAAACUGAAGUACUACACGGGUAACUACGAUCAGUAUGUGAAGACACGGCUGGAGCUGGAGGAGAACCAAAUGAAGAGGUUUCACUGGGAGCAAGAUCAGAUCGCGCACAUGAAGAACUACAUUGCUAGAUUUGGCCAUGGCAGUGCUAAGCUGGCCCGGCAGGCCCAGAGCAAGGAGAAGACGCUACAGAAAAUGAUGGCGUCGGGACUGACGGAGAGGGUCGUGAGCGACAAGACACUGUCGUUUUAUUUCCCACCGUGUGGCAAGAUCCCGCCUCCCGUCAUUAUGGUGCAAAACGUGAGCUUCAAGUAUACAAGAGAUGGGCCUUGCAUCUACAACAAUCUAGAAUUUGGUAUCGAUCUGGACACGCGUGUGGCUCUGGUGGGGCCCAACGGAGCAGGGAAGUCCACUCUCCUGAAGCUGCUGACUGGGGAGCUCCUGCCCACAGACGGGAUGAUCCGAAAACACUCUCAUGUCAAGAUAGGGCGUUACCAUCAGCACUUACAAGAGCAGCUGGAUUUAGACCUGUCGCCUCUGGAGUACAUGAUGAAGUGCUACCCAGAGAUCAAGGAGAAGGAAGAAAUGAGGAAGAUCAUUGGGCGGUACGGUCUCACUGGCAAACAGCAGGUGAGCCCGAUCCGGAACCUGUCCGACGGGCAGAAGUGCCGCGUGUGCCUGGCCUGGCUGGCCUGGCAGAACCCCCACAUGCUGUUCCUGGACGAGCCCACCAAUCACCUGGACAUCGAGACCAUCGACGCGCUGGCGGACGCCAUCAAUGAGUUUGAGGGCGGUAUGAUGCUGGUCAGCCACGACUUCAGGCUCAUCCAGCAGGUUGCGCAAGAAAUCUGGGUCUGUGAGAAGCAGACAAUCACCAAGUGGCCUGGGGACAUCCUGGCCUACAAGGAGCACCUCAAGUCCAAGCUGGUGGGCGAGGAGCCCCCGCUCACCAGGAGGACCCACAAUGUGUGAGCCCGGGGGCCGCACUCCUGCAUUGCUGCAAUUCCGCUCCCCAGCCCCUGCCCUGCCCCCACCAGCCUUAGCUGCACUCUGUGAUCCUCUCUACAGCUGGACAGUACCUGUCCGUUCCCUGUCCUUCCAGUUACUUUUGUCCAUGUCUGGACUCAGCUGGCUGUUCCCUCCGGCCCUGUGCUGGUUCCUGACCCCGAGUGAUGCAGCCAGAGGUAUCUGAGGGUCAGCCCAAGGGCCCGCACCCUGCUUAGCCUGUAAAGGAGCUGAGGAUCCUGGUUCUCUGGGAUUUGGUGAUGUGGGAGGGAUACCCCCAGCCCACCGUCCCCAUUCCUUUCUGCUUCUGGUUUGGAGCUCUGGAUCAGGCCUGCGUCCUGAUCGGUUUUUAAUUAAUUAUUUAACUGUAACUUUUAGACCUGCGUGACAUCUACAAAGUGUCCAAUAAAGAAAGAAGAAGCCCUG